AUUAUUUAAGCUCAAAGCCAGACAGUUGUCAUUUUAGCAGAUACAUGUAUUAUUCUUUUAUUAUUUGUUAUUUGAGAUGUGCUUUAUUGAUUCCAGAGUUGGGGAAUUAUUAAUUGAUAUACGUAUAUGUAGUUCCCCAUUGUUACACUGUUAAACUUAUAAAGCGAAUAGAAACAGUCCUUUCUGCUGUCUCGAAUCUAUGUUAGCUCUCUAAAUGAUUAUACCCUGGCCUGUGCUCAUGUCAACUGAUAGAGCGACAGGUGGAUACAUUCCUUUAUUGAUUGACAUGCUCUGUCCAGCAGGCGGCGGUGUUUCACUCAUCUUUCAGUUUUGGGCAGUUCGGAUGUGCGGCUGCGCAGAAAGUAAUUCGACUCUCAGACCCGGAUGUAACCAACGCCUAACCUGUCGGAAGAAAAAACGAUGCAGACUAUAAAAUGUGUGGUAGUAGGAGACGGAGCAGUAGGAAAGACCUGCUUACUGAUCUCCUACACAACCAACAAGUUCCCCUCAGAAUACGUUCCUACUGUUUUUGACAAUUAUGCGGUGACAGUGAUGAUAGGAGGAGAGCCUUACACACUCGGCCUCUUUGACACAGCAGGUCAGGAGGAUUAUGACCGACUGCGUCCACUCAGCUACCCGCAAACAGACGUAUUCCUUGUAUGUUUCUCCGUCGUCUCCCCGUCAUCGUUUGAAAACGUCAAAGAGAAGUGGGUCCCUGAGAUUUCGCACCACUGCCCAAGCACACCUUUCCUGUUGGUGGGCACACAAGUAGAUCUGCGGGAGGACAGCAACACUGUGGAGAAGCUGGCGAAGAACAAACAGCGCCCCCUCUUCCCAGAGAGCGGAGAGAAGCUGUGCCGCGAGCUCAGGGCUGUCAAAUACGUGGAGUGCUCUGCACUCACACAGCGAGGACUUAAGAAUGUGUUUGAUGAGGCCAUACUGGCUGCGCUGGAACCCCCAGAGACCAAAACUAAAAGGAAGUGCGUUCUUCUAUAGAGGAAUGUCAACACUGAGAGAUGGAAUAAUGUAAGAAAUGGGUGGGAUGAUUUAUUAGGAAGAUCAGUGCCUAUUUUUCAGAGAAAGACAAAAAAAGACAAGCCAAAGGGGGGCAGGAAGUGCCUUUUUGCCAUUGAGAUCUAGUCAGAUUCAUAUCUGGUGAUUGUACCUUUCCUUUUUUUUUUUUAAGUUGAGAGGCUGAAGGUGCAACAUUUCCACAUAAGUGCCACAUAUCUUUUAGGAAGUAGAGCAUUUUCUCUUGAUAUUCUGCUGGGGCGGGCCCCCUCUGCCUGUCACUAUUCUGCUCUCAAUUUUUUAAGAGGAAAUAUUCAUGUAUUAAGAAAUCAUUGUCUCCUUUGUUUUAAAACAGGAUGGGAAGAUUUUUAACUGUAUGUACAUUUGAAUGAGCAAGUAAAUACUAUGUGGUACUUUAUUUGCUUUUUUUUUUACCCCUACUUGUUUAAAAAAAGAGAGAUUUAUAGCCCAAGAGAUUUAUAGUCACUCCAAACAACUAAAGCUGGUUACUUUCCUCCAAUUCCCAAUGACCUUUUAGUGAGGCCAAGUGCAUAUGGACCCAUUUCACUUCUUCAGGUGAAUUAUGAAUUUCUGUUUUGUAUUUUUAUGUGUUGUAUGAUCUAUGUUGUUUUAGGGAAUUUUUGUCUAUAUUGUUUUAAAACUUGAAUUUUAAUUGUAUCCAGAUUUUCUUUCUCUUUAACUGAUAGAUGACCUACAGUGAUUGAUACAAUAACAAAUGAAAUUGUAAUACCUUGAAUAAGUCUGAAUCUUGAUGGAGAUUGAGAGACUAUUUUUUCUAGUAAAUUUCUGGGUUUUUUAAUCACAGGAUGUUUUUAAUAAAAGUGUUUUACCAAAAAUUAAAUGAAUCGUAUUUUACGAAGAACUAGUUACUACUGUAAUAAAACAAAACUAUAUGUUCAAUGUUGACACCUAUAACAAAACCUUUCAGAAAGCAGAGGACAAAGCAUGCUGCAGUGUUUUGCUCUGAAAUCUAA
Menidia menidia (Atlantic silverside) is the source of this 2006-nucleotide messenger RNA. The record is from the annotation of a GenBank genome assembly. NCBI's taxonomy places the organism in Eukaryota, Metazoa, Chordata, Actinopteri, Atheriniformes, Atherinopsidae.